Messenger RNA from Kwoniella botswanensis, 2010 nucleotides. RefSeq lists its product as uncharacterized. Lineage: Eukaryota; Fungi; Basidiomycota; Tremellomycetes; Tremellales; Cryptococcaceae. Gene Ontology annotation, cellular component: SUMO activating enzyme complex; cytoplasm. The record is from RefSeq and is a predicted model, not a curated record. The transcript has 11 exons. Bases 1 to 2010 code for a protein of 669 amino acids. Gene Ontology annotation, biological process: protein sumoylation. Gene Ontology annotation, molecular function: SUMO activating enzyme activity.
AUGCCUCGAUCAACCUACACCGAAUCUCUGUUGGGUUCAGAGCUGUAUAAGAAAGUGAGGGAAACCAGGAUACUUGUUGUGGGAGCAGGAGGAAUAGGAUGUGAACUGUUGAAAAACCUCGUCUUGGUCGGAUUCGCAAAUAUAGAAAUAAUCGACCUAGAUACAAUCGACUUAUCCAACCUUAACCGACAGUUUCUCUUUCGUAAACCAGAUAUAUCCAAACCCAAAGCACUCGUCGCAGCAAUUACAGCGAGGCAUUUCAACCCUUCUUCCGGUAUUGAGAUUCACGCUAGACAUGGGAAUGUCAAAGAUAGUGUCAACGACCUAGAGUGGAUAAAGGGUUUUGGAUUGGUCAUGAACGCUUUGGAUAACAUGGAUGCACGAAGACAUGUCAACAAGUUGUGUCAAGCUGCCAACGUACCGCUGAUCGAAUCUGGUACAGCGGGUUAUCUAGGUCAGGUUACACCUAUGAUCAAGGAUAAAACAGAAUGUUUCGACUGUGUAGUAAAACCUGCACCCAAAUCUUUCCCUGUCUGUACGAUCAGGUCAACUCCCUCGGAACCUAUACAUUGUAUAGUAUGGGGCAAAACGUAUCUUUUUGGGAAGUUGUUUGGAGAAGAUGACGAAGAUAUGGAUACCGAAGAGCUGGACAAGGCAAAAGCUGGCGGAGAGAAUGCUGAAGAGAUUGAAAAUCUGAAGAAGGAAGCUGCAGCCUUCCGAGAAGUACGAAAGAAUCUGGGGGAAGAAGAUGGACCGCAGCGUGUAUUCCAUAAAGUCUUCAACGAGGAUAUAAACCGACUGUUGGCCAUGGAAGAUAUGUGGAAGAAGGAAGGAAGAGUCAAGCCUGUCCCUCUUGACUAUGAAGGUAUAAUCAAUGGCACUUUCGAAACACCCCCUCUAAGGCAUGCUGCCCAACAGACUACUGCGAAUGGACAAGCCCAAGCGAAUGGAAAUAGUGUGCAGAAGAAGGAAGGCUUGAAAGAUCAGAGGGAAUUGACGCUGAAAGAAAAUCUGGAAUUGUUCAUUGAUAGCUGUAAACGACUCUCUGCUCGGGUUAUUUCUCAUCCCAAUAUCCCCUUAUCAUUCGAUAAAGACGAUGAUGAUACGUUAGACUUUGUCCUUGCUACUGCAAACCUCAGAGCGACUGCUUAUGGCAUACCGAACAAAACGCGAUUCCAAGUGAAAGAAAUGGCCGGAAACAUCAUCCCUGCUAUAGCCACCACCAACGCCAUCAUCGCCGGCUUAAUCGUCAUGCAAUCACUUAACAUCCUUCGUCAACUUCCCCUUCACUCUACCUCCAACGAAGCCUCGACAUCUGCUGGACCAGCCAUCAGGAAUGUAUACUUAAGAACCGAUGCUAUCAGACCAUUAGGAUAUAUGAUACCUGCCAAGCCAGAUUCCAGCUGUUCAGUGUGUCGAGAUGUCUAUAUCCCACUGAAAGUUGAUUUGACUAGAUGUACUUUGGGUACCUUCGUCAAUGACGUGGUAAAAACAUGGUUGGCUCAAGCUGAGUUCGAAGGAAAGGAAGCAGAGGACGAAGAUGAGGUGGAAUGGACGAUAUUUGAAGGAGGUAGAUUAUUGGCUGAUCCUGAUUUCGAUGAUAAUUACGAGAGAACGUUGGAUGAUCUAGAUGUUAAAAGAGGGAAGAUGUUGACUGUUAGAGAUGAAGAUGGGAAAUAUAGGCCGGUACACUUCAGUAUCUGUGAAGUAGAUGCACAAUCGGCACUUCCAUACUCUCUUCCUUCAUCACAACCUUUCAUCCCACUCGCGCCUAUCAAAACACAAGAAACUCAAGAUGAAGAAGAGUUCACCUUGCUUGACUCGCUUCCUCCUGCUGGUAGUACUUCCGUCAGCGAAGUUGCCCCUAUAUCGAGCAAUACGGCAGCGGGUACCAAGCGAUCUGCACCCGACGAUGGGGAUGUCAAGGAUGUUACGGCCGAGGAAGAACAGACAAAGAAGAAGAGAAAGGUCUUGGUCGUUGAUGAGGAUGAUGACUUCGAGAUAUUAUAG